Molecule: messenger RNA, 5103 nt
Organism: Pocillopora verrucosa
Lineage: Eukaryota; Metazoa; Cnidaria; Anthozoa; Scleractinia; Pocilloporidae
Product: adhesion G protein-coupled receptor L3
Biological process (GO): adenylate cyclase-activating G protein-coupled receptor signaling pathway; cell surface receptor signaling pathway; negative regulation of angiogenesis
Cellular component (GO): plasma membrane
Molecular function (GO): G protein-coupled receptor activity; protein binding; calcium ion binding
Source: RefSeq, a predicted model, not a curated record
GAAAAAAUUGAGAUAAAAGAGAAGAGACAUAAAUGAUAUUCAAUAUGUCAAGUGAAACACGCGUGGAGUGGGCAUUUCUUAAGUUUGGGGUCAUAAGGGCGCGCUCAACGAAAUCCACAUUGUUUGUUCAUUAAACGUCGGAUGCUUUCUUGCUUUUAUUUUCCUUUGGCGGAAAUUGUUUAAAGAGUUGCUGUUUUUCAGCUAUAGAGAAAAAAAAGAGUGAAUUUCAACUAAGGACGUGAUCCAAGGGAGCGCAAUUAAACAAUGAAGGUUGCUUGCUGUAUGCUGCUGUUAACGAUUGCGCAAAUCAAAGGAACGGCAGAUAAUCUUCGUCUGAUUAAUUCUACUGCUCAUUAUUGGCCCCUAAAUCGUCUUAACGGCCUGACUGAUUUAAAAACCAACCUUACUGGAGUCAAACAUGGUAAAAUCGAGAACGUUCUUUACAGAGGGCCUGGAAACGGCUUUUUGUAUACGAACGGAAGAGCCUGGGUUGACCUUGGAAACUUUACAGGUUCCUGCAUUGCGGAACCUUCAAGAUGCAGAGAGGCCUUAACAGUUUUUCUAUGGCUGAAAUAUUACCCAAAUAGGAACAAGAGAUAUUUCGUGGGAACCUCGAGUCACCUGACAUACUCAGAGGGUUUUACAAUAUAUAAGGAAUCAGAUGACAUAGCGAACAACACCAUUGUCCUUAAAGUUAACGAUGGGCAAAGAGAAUGGAAUGGGUCUUUAACCCUUAAACCAAAAGUAUGGUCGCACGUGAUGUUCACGUGGGAGCCAAAAUCGGGACUGGCGAUAUUUCAGAACUGCAACCAGAUUGCCCUGGCCUCACCAAGUAAGGUUGAAACGUCAAGGAGAAACAACCGAUCAAAUGUCUUAGAACACCAUUUGAGUUUGUCCGGGGCACAGAUGAGCCAUCCUGAUGUUGGUGCUCGAGCUAUGUACGAAGAUCUAACAGUGCUUUAUCGAAAGAUGACGUCUUAUGAGCGGAAAUGGGUUUGCCGUCAUAAGUUAGAAUCUCCAAAACUAAACUCCACUUGUAAAGGUUCCAUGAGAUGGCUGUCAAUCAGAUGGACUCCUCCUCCGAUGACGUAUGACAUACUAACGGGGUACAAUGUAUGGUGGUGGAACAAGUUGUUAAACUGGACAAAGUUUAUCUCAGGGACCGAGAAACUAACGCUAAAUUUCACUGAUCUUGACCCCGGAUCGUUGUACAAAUUUCGCAUUCAGAAUGCUUUACGUAUGGCUGUUGGAGCAUCAAGCGAGAUAGUUGAGUGCUGGACCAAAAGAGAAGUUUUAGGCCAUCCUCUAAACCUCACUGUGGAGAUGAAGUCACACGUUAAUGUCUUACUAAAAUGGACAGCGCCCUUAGAAAGUUAUAAGGAUAUCAAGGGAUAUAAGAUCAGGUACAAUGAGGUAGAGUCCAACGAAGAACCCACAGAAAUCAAGGCGGGGUCCUCAACAUCAUUUCUCCUUACUGGACUGCGUAUGAACACAAAGUACAUGGUGCAAGUGGAAAGUUAUGGCGAUAAACGUUUUCUUGACAGUGUUCCUGCAGUGAUAACAGUAGAGACAGAAUAUGAUGAUAAAUCUUCGGUCAAGGAUAAGCUUUUACAAGUGGAUGGAUCCCAAGCUCUUCGGGUUACAUGGAAAAGACCACGUGAAAAAUACAAGGUGUUUUUCUACCGAGCAUUCGUUAAGUGGGAGGAUCUUGAAGGAAUAAAGCACGUCCGCGAGGUGUAUGAUGGGAAUGUUACCUCAUGUGCUUAUUCAAUUAAGGAUAUUCCAAAUAGUCACAACAUGUAUAUCAUGGCGUACGUGGUGCGGCGUAUCGCUCUUGAGCCAAUCAUCGAUUCACCGAUGGAUGUAAGCAUCAUCUCUAGAAGCUGGUCUCAUGUGGUGUUAAACUGGAGCUCACCCUUCUACGGCAGAAGCGUCGACUUUGCUGAUUCAUAUCGCCUGACCAUCAGCUCAAAGAAAGACAAGAUUUCCAUCUUAACCAGUGAGACGCACGCUCGCAUCGAUGGCCUGAAACAGCUGACCAACUAUUUGCUAAACGUGCAGGCUUGGAACGAACUAGGUUUUGGACCGUCUCUGCCCGAAGAUAUAAGCUUUAGAACGCCAGACCACGACGAGUGCGUAGAUGAUACUCACAUAUGUCACGUGAAAGCCACCUGCAUCAAUACUGAAGGAUCGUACUCAUGUGAGUGUCAGCCUGGUUACAUUGGCACAGGAAGAAAUUGUGAAGAAAUCCCGGAAGGGUUAGGCGACGAGUCCUUCUGUCCUAAAGAAAAUUUCGUUGGCAUUGAAUGGAGGAGAACAAUGGUCGACCGUGAAGACGAGGCGGCUUGCCCUGAAGGGACAGUCGGCGUGGCCUUGCGGCGCUGCACUGGAACUCCCGCGGUCUGGCAACUACCUAAUCUUGGUGAUUGUGUUUCAAAGUGGAUGUCAGACAUCAGUAAACAGCUAAACAAUCCAAACGUCAGUGUAUCUUUGUUAGCCAGUCAGCUUUCAAGCUUGACUGACGUCAAGUCUGGAAAACCAUUGUAUGCUGGCGACCUGAAGUUACUGGUCGAUGUCAUCGGCGUGUUAUCAGAGAGAGGGAUGAGAGUUGAGAAGAACGAAAGUGCAGAGGCUUCAGAGACAUUCGUUAAGGAUGUCGUUGGAACUGCAAGCAACAUUAUACAUGACAAAAACCUUUUGUCUUGGCGGUACAUGCCAAAGGAUUCCCAAACAGAGAAGGCAAGUUCACUGAUUGAUAAUUUAGAUAUGGUAGCUUUGGAUAUGGCCAACACUUCGCAAAGUAAAUCAGCUGAUACGGAAAAUGUUGUGAUUAGCGUGGAGUCGUUACAGAAUGUUGGAAGGAAAAAAGCUCUUGUUAUGUCACAACAAGCGGAGGAAGGAGACGAAACCUCAAUGAAUGCUGUCUCUUUUCCGAUAUCUUGGCUAAUGGGAGAUUCUUCAUUUGAUCCUAGGCCUGGUUUUGCCACCCUUGUUUCCUUCAAAACCCUUGGAUCUUUGCUGACACCAAGGGGAAAGCAGAGUAGACAGACUGACCAGAUGACAAAUCACCCUUUUAUAACCUCUGCCGUCGUAUCUGUAAAUCUUCGUCCACUUGCUAACAAAACGUUCAAGGAUCCUGUGAUGAUAACGUUGGGUCACUCUGUGGACGUCGAGGGGAGAAAGAAUGAACCAUCAUGUGUAUUUUUGGAGACACACAAAAAUAUUAGCUGGUCUGACGCUGGAUGUGAAGUAAAUUCUACAAACGCGACCCAUACCGUUUGUCAUUGUUAUCAUCUCACAAGCUUUGCUGUCUUGAUGAGUGUCAAAGAGGACGUGUCAUCUAGUAUGUCGAGACCUCAUCAGCUUGCGUUAACACUUAUAACUUAUGUUGGAGUGAGCAUAUCUGUCGUAGCAUUAUGCUUGGCGUUCCUGACGUUCUCCUUCUUCAGGUUUUCCAAAUCUGCCCGUACGUUUAUUCACAAGAACUUGUCGGUUGCUCUGAUCUUGGCGCAGUUGCUGUUUUUGUUUGGUAUCAACAAAACUAAAAACGAGUGGGUGUGUAGAGGAAUUGCCAUAGCUUUGCAUUAUUUCUUCUUGGUGGCUUUUGCUUGGAUGGCACUAGAAGGAGUCAUGCUCUAUCUGAUGCUUGUAAAAGUCUUUCACACAAAAACUGCACCAACAAAGAGCAAAAAGAUUUUCUUUGUCGUUGGAUGGGGUUUACCAGUAGUGAUAGUUGCCACUUCUGGAGUCAUGUUUCUUGAGGGAUAUGGUACUCCCGCCUACUGUUGGCUUUCUCUUGAGCGUGGUUUCAUUUGGUCGUUCGUUGGACCAGUUUUAUUGGUACUUGCGUUCAACUUCGUAUGUUUGGGGAUUACUUUUCAUGUGAUGGCCAAGUCUGGACCAUCAAGUAACAGGAAAAGAACAGGAAGGAUACGACGUUGGUCAAAAGCAUGCAUGCUCUUAACUUGUAUUCUUGGUCUUUCAUGGAUGUUUGGAGUGUUCUAUAUCAAUCAAGAAUCACUUUUUAUGGCCUAUUUUUUCACCAUUUUUAACACACUUCAGGGUUUAUUCAUCUUUUUAUUUCACUGCGUUGGAGAUGAAAAGGUUCGCCGUGAGUAUCGUCGAGUGCUAUGUUGUCAUGAAGAAGACAAGCGCUACUUGUUAACGAAACCAUCAAGCUCCGAAUCCAGCAAAUCAAACUCUCAUUCCAAAUCAAAGAGGGGCCAUGUUGACAACUUUAAGGGAAAAAAUCAAACAAUGAGCGAUUCAGCUGACUCACUAGGUACUAUAGAGAGCAAAAGGAAUACGUUUGUUGUGCAUGUCACAAAUGGGCAAGUGCGCGUGCGUGGAGUUUCAACCGGUGAACAAAGUAGGAGUCUUGUAAGAAACUUGCGUCUGAGUGGAGAAAGUGAAUCGAGUUCAGAAAAACCGACAAAUCAUGAUCAGCAUCAUGACAGCAAUAGAAACUCAACAGCGUCAGCAGCCAGUGAGGCAUCAGAAAAUGCGCGACAAAGCGAUAAAGAUGGGCAAGAACAUUAACAGGACACAAGUAAUGGGAACAAGUAGUAUUACUAUGCCUUUUAUGUACAGAUCAUUGCCCUUACUCUCAAAAGCCUGAUGCACGAAACCGCCAUAUGAAGCUGCAGUCCUGCCUCCUCGAAGUAGGUUCCCGAUCAAACCUGUUUCCGAAUUUAAAAUGAGAAUUUUCGGACGACAGGCACGUUGUUUCUGAGAAAUGCAAUCAAAAUGUAACUGACGUAAUACUUUGAUUAGAAAAAGUCUGUCCAAAAAAUUGAUUUCUUUUAUCAAAAAUGGUAAAUAUAAAAAAUCGUUCUAAAUCAUAGAUUUUCUUAAAGGAUUUGGCGGAAGCUUGGUAAAAUUCUUUUGCUGUCAUAAAAAAAAAGAACAGCAAGGGAGGAAGGGAUGGGGAUGCAGUGUAAAUAUGAAAACUAGGCUCUAAGACAGUUUAGACGCGCAGUAGGGGCCGUGAAGUGUGUACCUUGUAAAGAAGAUUUCUUUCCCGUAAUUUCAGAAAUAUUUUAUUGCUAAACAUCCAUGUUUUGUACAUCUCCAAUUAAUAAAGUGUUCAAUAAUACAAUACAA